UAACCGUAUCGUAAUUCAGUGAAAUUUAUCAGUAAAAGUGCAAUACAUUUGCUAAAACUGUUUACUGUCGGCUAUAAGCACCAAGGUUAAAGUUAUCAUCAUGGCUUUGCGUGCACAGUUCGAGAAUAAUGACGAUAUCGGUGUAUUCAGUAAACUGACAAAUUCCUACUGCCUGGUAGCGAUCGGCGGGUCUGAAGCAUUCUACAGUGUGUUCGAAUCCGAAUUAGCAGACGUUAUUCCCGUGGUUCACACAAGUAUUGCGGGGUGUAGGAUUAUUGGCCGGUUAUCGGUGGGCAAUAAGAACGGGCUCAUCGUCCCCAACAGUACGACAGACGUUGAGCUACAACACUUGCGAAAUUCCCUACCAGACUCAGUGAAAAUCCAUCGGGUUGAAGAGCGACUGUCUGCACUAGGAAAUGUUAUCGCUUGCAAUGAUUACGUCGCACUGGUUCAUCCGGAUAUCGACCGGGAAACGGAAGAAAUCAUUGUCGAUACUCUGGGUGUGGAAGUUUACCGUCAGACAGUUGCCAAUAACGUUCUUGUUGGGGCAUACUCUGUUCUGAGCAAUCAAGGUGGUCUGGUCCAUCCGAAAACGCCUAGCCAAGAUCUGGACGAGUUAGCAUCGUUGCUACAGAUUCCCCUAGUGGCCGGUACGGUAAAUCGCGGUUGUGAGGUACUUGCGGCAGGAAUGGUGGUGAACGAUUGGUGUGCGUUUUGUGGUACGAGUACUACAUCGACCGAGUUGUCUGUGGUGGAAAGCGUUUUCAAGUUGAACGAAGCACAGCCAUCGAAUGUAACCAGUAACCUUAGAGCAUCUCUCAUCGAAGCAAUGUCGUAAUACGGGUACCGGCUAACUCCGCCAACCUCGCAGAAGAGGACAGCAAGAUCACAGGUACACUUUUGGUUUAACUCUUGAUGUGUUGAAUGGUGAUCGUCAACAUGGUGAAUGGGAGUAAUACAUUCUAUCAAUGAACAACUAAUACAACCGAUUGUACAACAAACAGCAACAAGGCGUGAAUUUGAAAUACAAACGUGCUGUAUUCGCAUGCCACCAUAAAUUACUUUCGAAUUUCCAAUUGUUUAACAAGAUAAUCUAUGUUUCUGUUUCUUUUUUGAAAAUUCACUUCUUUUAUUUCGAAAAUUAUCAUAAUAUCGAACAAUUAGUUAUAUGAAAAUACAUCUGAUACGAGACUCAACUUUAAAAGUGAGCAUAAAUAUUACCGCAUAAUCUGAUUCCCGUCGAAUGUUGUUUGAAUUAUCUGUCUAGCUUGCCUUCCGUUGAUGCUGUAAAUUUAUUUAUAGUGUUUAUAUACGUUUUACGUAAGCUUUGUUGUUUUUUUGUUUUUUUUUGUUAUUCAUAACAUUCAUUUGUGUAUUUCG
This is a messenger RNA of Anopheles nili, 1380 nucleotides long. It is a transcript of the gene eIF6, whose product is annotated as eukaryotic translation initiation factor 6. Gene Ontology annotation, biological process: maturation of LSU-rRNA; maturation of 5.8S rRNA; cytosolic ribosome assembly. The record is from RefSeq and is a predicted model, not a curated record. Gene Ontology annotation, molecular function: ribosomal large subunit binding. NCBI's taxonomy places the organism in Eukaryota, Metazoa, Arthropoda, Insecta, Diptera, Culicidae. The transcript has 3 exons. Gene Ontology annotation, cellular component: nucleolus; preribosome, large subunit precursor; cytosol. The coding region runs from base 101 to 838 and encodes 245 amino acids.